This is a messenger RNA of Aaosphaeria arxii CBS 175.79, 1726 nucleotides long. RefSeq lists its product as uncharacterized. The transcript has 2 exons. Lineage: Eukaryota; Fungi; Ascomycota; Dothideomycetes; Pleosporales. Bases 275 to 1333 code for a protein of 352 amino acids. The record is from RefSeq and is a predicted model, not a curated record.
CGGUAGGAGUUGGCCGGUUCCGUCAUUUGAACCUCCAACCUGAAUGUCUGAUUAAGGCCACUCAACCACGAUAGUGUCUGUCAACAUUCUCAUCUACGCAGCUGCGUCAACUUCCUUUUGUCAUCAGCAGCAACACACACUGCUCUAUUAUCGCCCCUCGUUAAAUUCAACUUGACCCAGCUACGGCUUUUCCCUAACGCCCGUGUUGGUUGCUGUCGACCGGCCGUCCUCUCCUUUCCCUUACACCUCCGGGCCUCCGCAAAACCAAACCAGGAUGGCACCUCACGCGACACCACGGACCUCAACGUCUCUGCCCUCAUCGCUAUUCUCCCUCUCCGUCCUCUCCACCCUCCUCCUUACCUUCCCCGCCCCAUCCACAGCCUGGGACUGCAAGGACGUCCUCGCCGACAGCGUCAAGUUCAACUUCGGCCAGCUCGCGGGCGAACACGUCGUGCACUGGGAGGCGGACUCCGACUGGGACGCCCUCACACAAUCAAGCUACAACUUCACGCUCAACCUAUGCCAGAAGCUCGACACCAAGCCCGCCGUCCACUGCCACCCGGGGACGCGAGUAUGCGCGAUCCGCGAGGACAAGUCGCUGGAUGAGACAGGCAACAGCACAAUCCAUCCCAUCGACAUCGCGGGUACGUAUACAUUUGGCGGGAAUGGGAGGAGCAUUGAUGCGAAGACGGAGUUGCUGAGGAACUCGCCGUCGAACGCGGAUGCUGGCAGGGAGGGCGUGAGGGUCGAGUUGCAUGGUGGCAGGUUUCCGUUUGAGAGCAAGAAGGGGUUGGAUCAGAGGGCGAUCAUCGAGUUUGUGUGCGAUAAGGAUAGGACUGGCCUUGAGGGCUUGGAGGGUGGCAAGGAUGGAGAGAAGAAGGAGGAUGAUAAGAAGGAGGAGGAUGGAGGGGAAAAGAAGGAGGAGAAGAAGUUCCGAAAGCGUGAGGACACGUGCGAGGACAGCGACAAUAGCUUGCGCUUCUGCAGCUACAAAUUGGACAAGCUCAAGGAUGGCAAAGAGGUGAAGACCUUGAGGUUGGACUGGCGGACGAAGUAUGCCUGCGAAGAUGCGCCACCAGAGUCUGGAGGGUCUGGAGGAUCUGGAGGCUGGGGUUUCUUCACCUGGUUUAUUAUCAUCCUUUUCCUCGCGAUCGCAUCCUAUCUCAUCUUCGGUUCAUGGCUCAACUACAACCGCUAUGGUGCUCGUGGAUGGGACCUCCUACCUCAUGGCGAUACAAUCCGCGAUAUCCCCUACGUCUUCAAGGACUGGGCACGAAGUGUCAAGGACACGAUGCAAGGGUCUGGUAGUAGAGGAGGCUACAGCGCCGUCUAAUAUCAUCGCGAGCACGAGCGCGCAUCGGCAUCGGCAUGCAUGACCCUCGGGUUGACUUAUGGGGACAAACAAUGCACUUGGGCGUUUUUAUUUCUAUUAUUCCCUUUCGAGAGCGAGAAGAUGUGGAAUUAUCGGACGUCGUGUUUGUCUGAUUGGAUACCUACAGGAGGUCGCAAAUACUCGAUCACUCUUUCCUUCAACUAUCGUCAAUUCUCUAGAUAAGACGAAAAGCUUAUCGCAUGUUUCUUUAGCUUGUAUACUGUUUAGGUGUUCGUAUAGUGGGUGACUACAGGCGCCUGGACUUAUCUCCUUUGCGAUGUGGUGUUGCGAGUUGCUCAAUUGUAUGUAUAUGCUCAUAGACUUUACCAAUCAAUGAAAGAGGAGUACCCGUUG